Molecule: messenger RNA, 776 nt
Organism: Neurospora tetraspora
Lineage: Eukaryota; Fungi; Ascomycota; Sordariomycetes; Sordariales; Sordariaceae
Product: calmodulin
Exons: 6
Coding region: 91-540 (149 amino acids)
Biological process (GO): spindle pole body organization
Cellular component (GO): central plaque of spindle pole body
Molecular function (GO): calcium ion binding; enzyme regulator activity
Source: RefSeq, a predicted model, not a curated record
GACAACCUUCGAAUCCUCCUUCGGACAUAUCCAACUAUCUCUCACGCUCGCUCUCCCAAGACCUUCUAUCCGCCCCUUAAUACUAUCAAUAUGGCGGACUCCCUUACUGAAGAGCAGGUCUCUGAGUUCAAGGAGGCCUUCUCCCUCUUUGACAAGGACGGUGAUGGCCAAAUCACCACCAAGGAGCUCGGUACCGUCAUGCGCUCGUUGGGCCAGAACCCCUCCGAGUCUGAGCUUCAAGACAUGAUCAACGAGGUCGACGCCGACAACAACGGCACCAUCGACUUCCCUGAGUUCCUUACCAUGAUGGCCAGAAAGAUGAAGGAUACCGACUCCGAGGAGGAGAUCCGUGAGGCCUUCAAGGUGUUCGAUCGCGACAACAACGGCUUCAUCUCCGCUGCCGAGCUCCGUCACGUCAUGACCUCCAUCGGCGAGAAGCUUACCGAUGACGAGGUUGAUGAGAUGAUCCGCGAGGCCGACCAGGACGGCGACGGGCGUAUCGAUUAUAACGAGUUCGUUCAGCUCAUGAUGCAGAAGUAAACGGCUUUCUCCUAUAUCCGACUCUUCACGAAGACAGGUUUUAGCGUUCUCUUUGAAUACCACUAUUAGUUGACAUGCUUGCAAGGAUCGCCUGUGUUCUCGUUGUCGUGCAUUAUGCUUGGGUUUUACCUCUCCACCUGCCUCAAACUGCCGAGCUCGGGAAGCAAUGGGGUAAAGUUGUCAGAGAUGGACGCUAGCAACUGAAGCUGCUCUCCGUUUGACUUUGAGUCUGUGGC